AAAAUUUUUUUUGAAAUUCAGACUUUUGUAUUCUAAUGAUAUUAAACAAGGAGAAUGUAAACUGAAAUGCUCAGAUUGAAAUUCAACAUUCAGCAAAUUCACUUUCUAUACACACAUCUUUAUCUUUCGUAUGUGUUUCUUUUGUAGCACUUACUGAAGAUAAAGUCAUGUGUUUGGUUUUGUGAUUGCUUAAUACUAUGUAAAUUCUGGCAAUAUCAACUUUUCAUUCACUUUGAAAAUAAAAAAAAUAAAGUAUUCAAUUAUUCUACUAUCAUUGUAAUAACUGUUUCUCAAGAAAGCCACUUUGUUUAGGCAUUUUGUGUUAACUUGAUGUAACAAUUCCUUGAAUAAGUCUCCUAUAGUGUACUGCUGCUGUGACUGAAGUAACAUGUUAAAUCUUGUCUCUAUGAGGGCAUGACAGCAUGGCUCGUAUCCAAAACGAGUGGUGUAUCCAUUUAUGAAAAUAGAAGACGUUAUCUUUCAAUAAUUUGUGAACCCUAUUUUUCAUGCCUGUCAUGGAAGAACAAUUAUUACUUGUGAAUCCUAUAAUAUUUUCUGAAGGCAUCUGUCUUUCAUGCAAGGUUGCAUUGUAAAGACAUGGAGCCAUUCCAUUUUCAAUAACUACAGUAUCUAACAAUGUAUCUGUGACAUUAUCCCUAUCCAAAUCAAAAAAUUCACCCCUAUAGUCAAAAUUUGGAUAUCUGAAAUGUUUGUAUUUUCAUCAAUUAUGACAGUAAACUUUUGCAUCUAACUUUUAUCGCUGUUUUUUCAGGAAAGAUUGUCAUCCUGAAUAACAUGAAAGUUUUGUUCUUUGCAUUGAUAAUUUUUCAGCAAUCUUUCUGUCCAGAAAUUUUUGUUUGAGCAUUAGUAAAACGAAUGUUAUUUCUUGUUAAUUACAUUUUGCUGAUUUGAUGUCUCCUUAUUAUUUUUGCUUUGCAUUAUCUAAAGGUGCAUUCAUACAUCUAUAAAUCCAGGACUAUUCAACAGCUCAAGGACAAUAACUGUGUAGAAGUUAAGAGAUAGAAAAUUCGGAUCUUUCUGAAUUGACGGGCACCAACACUACAUAAAACAUGAAAAGUGGUGCCCGUCAAUUCAGAAAGAUCCAAAUAUUAUACUAAAAGAGGUCAUCUCUGAAAAGCUGAAAAUGGGAGAUAUAAACAGUACCAUUUUGUCAUAACUAAAGUAAUUUUGUAUCCAUUUUAAAAUUGUCUUUUAGUAUAAUAAUAAUGAUGAUAAUAAUAAUAAUAAUGAUGAUGAUGAUGAUGAUGCUGAUAAUAAUAAUAAUAAUAAUAAUAAUAAAUAGUUAACAAAUGAAUGUUAUUAAAUUUUUAGAUUCAUAGGUAACUUUUCAGACACUGUAUAUUUACUAAUUUAGUUUUGAGUUACAGGUGGUCUUGUUUUGUGAAUUAUUUAGUGACUUCAUUAGUGUCAGGGGCAUGUAAAAAGUACCCCAGUACACUCUGUGAAGUUGUUGGUGUUAGGAAGGGCAUCCAGUCAUAGAAAUCAUGCUAAAACAGACAUUGGAGCUUGGUGCAAUCCUCUGGCUUGUCAGUUCCUGCCAAACUGUCCAGUUUAUGCCAGCAUUGAAAAUGGACAUUAAACAAUAAUGAUGAUGAAUUUUUUUUAUAUAAGUUGAAGCGAUUUUAUAAAACCUGAUGGUUUCUGUGGCAGAAUCAUCAAAUCAGUGUUAUUCAGAAUACAUGAAGCAACAAUAUACAGAGCAGGUGCGGACUGGUGAUCAAAUAUUUGAUCCUGAUAGACACAUGAUUAGCUCUCGGGUAUCCCAGAUAAUUGCAAAUUCUCUUCCAACUGCUACUCAAAUGCCAGUCCAGCAGUGUAUGAAUGUUGCUCAGUCAUCACAGAUACCUGUACCCAAACCAAAUGGUGUUAGGAAGCCUUGGCAUAAAAAGAAAAGAAUACUUGCUGUUGCUGAUCAUCAGAUCCAUGUCAUGUCCAACCUGGCAGCACUGUGGAAAAGUAAAAAAUUGUGUGAUGCUAGUAUUGGUAAUGGCUCAUCAACUGUAAUGGUACAUAAAGUUAUUCUAUCUGCUGUGUGUCCAAAACUAUUGUCAGUAUUUAGUACAAAUAUUUCCUCUCAGAAGUUUCUCCAAAUAAACUUUCCAGAAGAAGUUAGUACACAAGCUUUAAAUGCAUUUGCAGAAUACAUGUACAGUGGAUAUUUAGAUCUCGAUCCAGAUAUUUUACAGCAAUUAAAAAUCAUUGCAAAACGAUUAGAAAUGAAAGAAUUUGAAGAACUGUGUGAUAACAAUCUCAUAAACAAAAUAAAUCAACCUUCAGUUGAUCUCAGGCAGAACCAGACACAGACCAGUCUGCCAGUUCCAACAAAUAUCACAGUGCCAACAAUUCAACCAACUCUGCCUUCAUCAUCCAUCACAUCAGUUACAUCUCAAUCUACUCCAUUUGUCACUACACAAGUCAUUGAUGUUAAACAAGAGAUAUGUGAGGCUGCGUUAGCACAAGUUAACAUUGGUACUGCUGAUGUCUUUGAACAGGAAUCUGAAAUUGACUCAUUGGAUGCUAAUACAUAUGGUCAUUGCUCAAAUGAUUCUGAUUUUGUUCUCAGAGUGAAAACUGAACCUGUAGAGCUUGAUAAUGAGAACUAUGGUCAACUGAACAACGAGGCUUACAUAUCCACUCCAGAUUCAAGCAAUGCAGCAUCACAUGUGAUACAUAGACCCACAUGUAAAUUAAAGUCUAAUGUAUUUGAAGGCUCUGUAGUUUCUGACUUACCUCCUGCAUCAUGCAUUGAAGAGAAAAUGUCUUCCCAGUCCAUUUCCAUACAAAAUGAUGCAUCUAAAAUGCUACACCAAAGUAUAACAACUAUCCAGUCAAUUGAGAACAUUAUGACAUCUGGUAGUAAUGAAGGUCUCUAUUCUGUAGGACUUUUUAACGCAGGAGGGGACAAUGUACCAUCAUGUACACAACUUACAAAUUUCAAACAUGUAGGUUUAUGUGAAGCAGAUGAUCUUACAUGAUACAGAAAAUGACAAAAUAACCUUUCAUGUGCAGGUAUGGCUGUGAUGUUAAGAUAUUCAUUUUACAAAAUUGUGGUUCUGAGUUUCAUUCCACUGCUUUGCAUUUUCAGUUUCUUGUGAGAGAAAGUUAGUCGAUGGAAACUUUGUAUCAGUAGGUGAUGAUGAAAUUGCAGUGUGAAGAAAAAUAGCUUGUGAUUUUGUCGUGGGCUUUUAUGUUCCUCUGCACUUAGGAUCAUCUUUGGUGUGAAGGGAUGCUGGAAGGAGGAAAUGCAGUGUCAGCCUAGUAGGGAUUUGAAUUUAGAAUGUGAAGGGACAUAAUAAAAUAUUACAAGGUAUUUUGUCCAGUAUUCCAAAGAUGUUUCCACUCACUUCUACACACCUCAUAACCUGAUAGACCACCAAGACACUUUAUCACCGCUAUUUCGUCUCUUUCCAGCUUCCCCCAAUCAUUCUGAUUUCAAUAUGUAACUAUGUAGCUCCUCUACAGUAAGAAGCCUGCUCUUCCCCUUUGUAUGAUGCUUUAACCCUUCAUCUUACAUAAAACCAACCUCUCCUCAGGGUUUGUCAUGUUGCAAGCGGCAUAGUGACCUCACUAGUGUUGGUGACAUGAAAAUAGCACCCAGUAUAUUUUGUAUUGUUUAGCAUUAGGAAGGAUAUCCAGAAGAAAACACUGAAGCAGAAUGUAAUCCUUAGACUCAUUGUAUAUAGUCAAACUGUCCAACUUAUUCCAAUAUGAACAAAGGUGUUAAGUGAUGAUAUAUAUAUGUGUGUAUAUAUGAGGGUCAAAGGCUUGGUGAGUGGGAUAAACUUAAUACUACAACUUUAUAAAUCACUUUCCUGAGAGGCUCUGUACAGCAUACAUCCAGUGGCUGAAAAAAAUGGAAACCGUAAUCAAGAUAUUCCUAACCAAUCCUUUGAUGACAUAUCUUGGAUAGCAGGGUUGUCUAUAAAUGUAAUGGAGGCUCUCAUUAAGUUUGUGGUAUGGAAAAGUAAUGUCUAGAAAGUUAACCUCUCUACUGCUUUCAUACAAAAUGGCAAUAACAAAGAAAACAAAAUAAAAUUUGAAUUGAAUUGUCAAGUCUUGUUUCUAGUUUUCUGUUUACAACAUUGAAUAUUUCAUUUCCUUCGUUUUCUAAAUUUUCCCAUCAAAAAACAGAAAAUUAAUUAAACAAAAUCCCCAAACCAUUGGUCAUUGUGUCCAUGUGUCUUGCAUUAUCUUCAAUGAUCUGUAUGCUUGUUAGCAUUCAUUGACUAACAAUAAAAGGAUGGAUAUACUUGGAAAUUUUAAUCUUAA
Octopus bimaculoides (California two-spot octopus) is the source of this 4290-nucleotide messenger RNA. RefSeq lists its product as uncharacterized. NCBI's taxonomy places the organism in Eukaryota, Metazoa, Mollusca, Cephalopoda, Octopoda, Octopodidae. The record is from RefSeq and is a predicted model, not a curated record. Gene Ontology annotation, molecular function: protein binding.